This is a messenger RNA of Micromonas pusilla CCMP1545, 1050 nucleotides long. RefSeq lists its product as uncharacterized. The record is from RefSeq and is a predicted model, not a curated record. NCBI's taxonomy places the organism in Eukaryota, Viridiplantae, Chlorophyta, Mamiellophyceae, Mamiellales, Mamiellaceae. The coding region runs from base 1 to 1050 and encodes 349 amino acids. The transcript has a single exon.
AUGGCGGGCUCCGUCGCCGCGGCCGCGCGGUCGCUGACGCGCGCGUCCGUCCCGCGUCCAUCCCGCCGCCUCACGACGUCCUCCGCGUCCGCGGAAUCGUCCUCCGACGCCGGCAGAGCGUUCGGGACGACGAAACGGCAGAAGAUCGCGCUCGUCACCGGCAGCACCGACGGGAUCGGGCUCCACACCGCCUCCCUCCUCGCCGCGAGCGGCCACGGCGUCAUCGUCCACGGCCGCUCGAGCGAGCGCGUGGACGCCGCGUGCGAGCGCGUGAACGCGGUCGCCGGCGACAGCGGCGGCGGCGUCGUCGGGAGCUACGUCCGAGACUUCGACUCGCUUCAGGACGCGCGCGAUCUCGCCGCGGAGGUGCUGGAGCGACACGCGUCGUUGGACCUCCUCGACAACAACGCCGGCGUGUUCGAGCCGAAGAGGCACGUCACGGCGGACGGCCACGAGCGGACGUUUCAGGUGAACGUCCUGACGCCGUAUCUGCUCACCGGGCUGCUCUUACCGCGCUUGGUCGAGACGGCGGCGGCGAGCGGAGCGAGCGGCGGCGGCGGCGGCGGCGGCGCGGCGGACGUUCGAAUCCUGAACGUCGCGUCGAUAUCGCAGACGUCGAAGAUAGACUUCGAUAACCUCGAGUGCGAGAAGAGCUUCUCGAAUCACGCGAGCUACUGCCACUCGAAGACGAUGAUGAAGCUGUUCUCGUUCGAGAUGUACGAGCGCGUGGCCGCGGCGGCGGCGAAGGGGGGGGAACCUUCGCCGCUGCGCGACGUCGCCGUCCUCGCGUGCGACCCCGGGACGGUGAACACGAAGAUGCUCCUCGCCGGGUGGGGUCCGUGCGGGAUCGAGACGUUCGAGGCGAACGACCAGUUCGAGCUCUUGACUAGGGAGAGGUUCGGCAACGCGAGCGUCCCGGAGAGCGAACGCGGCGGGUAUUACGUGAACCGAACGCUGAGGGAAACACCGGGCGGGGUCGAGCUCGAGGACCGGAAGCGGCUGUGGGAGAUUUUGGAGCGCGAGACCGGGGUGACGUACCCGCUGUUGUGA